CGAAAGAAUCAACAGACGCGCUAGCUUUUCUUACGUACGUCGAGAGGACAAUAAGUAAGAUCGCGACAGAAACAAUGCUAACGAAUGCAACUGCAAAUGUGGUGAAAAACGAACUUUGGUGGUCUAUAUACGCUUGGUGGACGUGUGUGCUUGUGUGUAAGAUGAUGUUGUUGACUUGGUACACUGGACAAAUACGAUAUAGAAAACAGGUGAUCCACAGCGAAGAGGACAGAAUGUGGAUGAAAAAAAAAUCAAAUAUAAUUUUACAUCCAGCCGGCAAUGGUCAUCUUGACGUGAUUCGGAUACGGAGCGCUCAUCGAAAAGAUCUCGAGACAGUUCUUCCUUUUAUAGUUUUUACGCCGUUCUGGUUAAACGUCGAAACAUGUAAUUCUACGGUAAAGAUUUUAAUACCGAGUUUUGCAUUAAUCAGUAUCUUAUAUACUUUGGUACAUAUGCAACUUCUACGAAUGUUUACUUCUUGGAAGUUUUACUUAUCUAUGACUCUGUAUUUAAUUUUAACUUAUAUAUGUGCAAUUGCUGCAGUCAGAUACACUAUUACUAUCUCAAAAUUGAUUGAUUGAUUAAAAACAAAAAUGAAAAGAACGAAUUUAUGAUGUCAAUAUGUUAUACUAUGUUAUACUAUCAAAUAAUUUUUGUAGAAAAAUAAAUGCAUAUAAAAAUAAUAUCUAAU
Molecule: messenger RNA, 691 nt
Organism: Cataglyphis hispanica
Lineage: Eukaryota; Metazoa; Arthropoda; Insecta; Hymenoptera; Formicidae
Exons: 2
Coding region: 75-581 (168 amino acids)
Cellular component (GO): membrane
Source: RefSeq, a predicted model, not a curated record